CAAAAGAUACUGUAUAAAGACAUAAAUGUUAAAAUUGUAGAACAGUAACAGUAGAUAGCAAACAUUGGGGAUAUUUGAGCCUGUGUCGCAGUCGAGUACAGAAUUUUUUAUAAGUCCGAGCUUGGUGGUAGCACAUGCCUGUGUCAUAAUACAUAUCCAAUGAGACCCCGCCCUGUCCACCGUGUCCUGGCCGUCACUCUCAUCCGCCCGUACAGUAGCAGUCGCGCCUUUUCGCGUGGUUAGCUUCCAUGGCGACCAACUAGAAACGUCUUUUCUCAGGUCGGUCAGCCGGCUAGCUCCAGAUAGAGAGCUAACGGGCAUAUUGUGCAAUGGGAUGAUGUAGAGGAGUAACUCUUUGGAUGAACUGCGCAGUAUCUUAGCAUGCUAAGCUAACGUAAAACCGAGCACAUUUGCCAGGAGAAACUAGCCAGUUAACUAAGUGCACCGAGCUAACGGCUCAGAGCUAACGCAGGCUAGUACUAGCGGUUCGCCUGCAGGCGACUUUUGCUAACCAGCCGACGCAGCCGCCGCUAGCUGACAGGAUGGAGGACCUGAAGGAUAACGAGUCUGGGGUGCUUUUAACUUCGUCAGCAUUACAGGGGACACUUGAUUCUAGCGGUGACAACUCCGUGAAGCCAAGUGGGUUAACACCGCUGUCCGCUGGAAAGAGACCCUCCAUCGGGGAGGAUGGCGCUGGGGGCGCAGAGGCGAAACUCUUUGGGAAGGGACUUGCAGCCACCUCCCUUCUCCAGAUUGCAAUAAGGAACGGCAUCUAUCAAAACCAAGUUGCCAACGCUAUGGGCGGUGCAGGCAAAAACAUGCCUGUCGUGAAACCAGCCAACAUGUACUGUCUGACAUCAGCCAGCAGCAGCACUUCGGUCAACUCUUUGCUGAGCAAGAGGCGGCAGAGGCACAAGAGGAAUCUGUCGCUGGGGGCUGCGCCGACCAGCUUCUCGCCCGGGGUGUUAUCUGCGGAGGCCACCAGCCCCGCUCCCUCCGCCUCCCCGCUGAGCACCCUCAGCUUGGACAGGAAGACUUUUCUCCGGCAGAAACAGUCAAAACAACUUCAGGCCUCUGAUAAAGCGUGGGUGAGAUCGGACCUCCGGCGGGGCUGUAUCCACGUCCAUGACUGGCUCACGCCCUCCUACCCGCGGCCAGUGCUGUGCACAGUGGACACCACUGCUGAAGAGGUAGUCAGGAAGCUGGAAGGGAGCAAAGCUGGGGCUGUGUUGAGAAUUAACUGCAAAAAUACUGCUUCUGUUGGCUUAAACGAUAAUUGUAAUGAUAAUAAUGGAAAGACUGAUGAUAUGAAAAGUCUGAGUGGCAGCAUGGAGGUGAAAAACCCCACUGAGGAGAAUGAACACACAAAGCAGUUUUAUCCUGAGACUAAACUGUCUUCUGACUUCUUGGACGAUAAAAACACAAGUAACUCUUCAUCUGAGGUCUGUCUGAAUGACAUUGGGGUGGAUUUGAGUUAUGGAGUCUACUCAGGUUCAGAUAUGGAGAGCAGCAUCUGUGAGGACUUCAGCCCAGGUGAACCCAGAAACACUGAGCACAGGGACUCACUCAGUGAUGGGCUAGGUAUGGAUACCUCCUCGGUGCUGAGCCCAGACUGCAACAGAGCCAUAGAGGGACCUGACCCAUUUGAGAGCUCCUCAGAUGAAGUAGAUCUCACCUCUUCUCCGACACACUCAACCGACAGCUCGGCUGCAGACCAGCAAGGAGACUUGCCCACCACCACUGCAGACCACUUCCCUGCCUCCAGCCAAGUGACGAGAGCAGUUAAUGACACUGAAGCUGGAGCUGGGAGUAACAUAGAACCCCUCACAUUAAACAAAAAUCCAUCUAAAUGCCCCAGCGGCUCUCAGGCUCUGCCCUUGCCCGGUCAAGCAUCUGCCCAGCCUGACCUAGAGAUCCCUGGGGGGAACAGGGGAUGGCUGGAGCCCAUCAAUACUAGUCCAAUCCCGGCCCUCUUUGUCCAGCUGCAUGGUGGAGCAGUGCGGCGGCUAGGAGAUGACGAGAGGCCUCUGCAGAUGCUGAACAAAUACCUUGUUAAUCUGGGGUUUGAGGAUGCUUCCAGGGUGCAGGAGGAGGGGAUGAAUCCGGAAAUAGGUUGCCUGAUUCGCUUCUACUUCGGUAAGCCUCGCAGUGUGGGCGGUUCUGAGCGCGUGCAGCUUUCUGGGAUGUACAAUGUUCGGAAAGGGAAGCUGGCGCUGCCAGUGAACCGUUGGUCGAAGCGCCAGGUCACACUGAGUGGAACCUGCCUCAUUGUCUCCUCUGUGAAACACGCCCACACUGGCAAGAUGCACAUUCUUCCUCUCAUCGGGGGCAAGGUGGAGGACGUGAAGAGGCACAGCCACUGUCUGGCUCUCAGCUCAGCUGGUCCUCAGAGUCAGACCUACUACAUCAGCUAUGACUCGUACACAGAGCACCUCCGCUGGCACAGGACAGCCUCAAAGAUCGUGUCCCAGAGGGUGAACUCAGUCGACAUGUCGUGCUGCAGCCUGGAGGAGCUGCCCGCUCAGCUGUUUUACAGCCAGGACCUCACCCACCUCAAUCUCAAAAACAAUUUCAUGUCCCCGCACAAAGGUGUUCCAGCACUCACCAGGUUUUGUAAAUUGAGAAGCGUCAGUCUGUCAAAUAACGCUCUGUCAGAGUUUCCCCUGGCCUUGUGUGACAUCGGCUCUCUUACGGAGUUAAACUUGUCUGGGAAUCAUCUCUCGUCUCUGCCUGCAGAAGUAGGAACCGUGCACAACCUGCAGACUCUUCUCCUGGAUGGAAACUUUCUGAGCGCUCUGCCUGUGGAGCUGGGCUAUCUGGAGGGCCUGACCUACCUCGGCUUAUCCUUCAACCGUUUCAGCUGUAUCCCCCCUGUCCUGGAGAAGCUCAAAGGCAUGGAGAGACUGUGCCUGGCAGGGAACCAGCUCUGUGUCCUGCAUAUGGCCUUUCUGCAGUGGCUGCCCUCUCGCUACAUAGAUCUCAGACUGAACCCACUUCAAAAAGUGACUGUGGGAGACUCAGAGCAGCUGGUCCACAUCAUCCAGCUGGACCUAAGGGAUACUGGUCUACUGGAGCUGGAUGCCAGGCCUCUCUGUAGGCUGGAGCUGCUUCGCUGUGACAGAAAUGCACUAUCUGUCCUCAGAGUCAGUGGCAAUGCCCUGAAGAGUCUGCAUGCUGCACACAACGAGCUGAAGCAGCUGGAGGUGCAGCCCGUGCCAGAAAACCUGACACUUCUGGAUUUGUCUUGGAACAAGCUCAGCUGUGUCGCGGACUGGGUGUGUGAAAGCAGCCGACUGGAGGUGUUGGACAUCAGCCAUAAUUCUGUUACUGAGCUGCCAGUAUGGCUGCUGUCCAGUGGGAGCCUGAGAAAACUGCUGGCAGGGUGGAACCAAGUGUGUCAGCUGGCUGAGACGUUGGAGAGGUCACAGCUGGAGGUCCUGGACCUCCAACACAACUAUCUGACAGAGCUGCCACACAACCUGUUCAUCAAAGCACAGAGCCUGAGGUACCUGAAUGUAUCGGCCAAUAGGCUGGAGAGCCUCCCUGCAGCCAGCCUAUCAGAGGAUAGCUUCAGCAGCCUGGAGGAGCUGUACCUGACCAAUAACAGCCUGUCAGACAAGAGCAUCCCUCUGCUGACAGGGCACACACAGCUCAGGGUGCUUCACCUCGCUUACAAUCAGCUGCAGACCUUCACCACAAGUAAACUGGCACAGCUGGAGCAGCUGGAGGAGCUGGACCUGAGCGGCAACAGGCUGAGGGCCGUGCCCACCACCAUCCUCAGCUGUCAGCGCAUGCACACACUCUCUGCCCACUCCAACUACAUCAACACGUUCCCCGAAGUCCUCCAGCUGCCUGAGAUCAAGUGUGUGGACCUGAGCUGCAACGAGCUAACUGAGGUCACUCUGCCAGAGACGCUUCCUCCAAAACUGCAGGAGCUGGACCUGACAGGAAAUCCCCGCCUCAACCUGGACCACAAGAGCCUGGAGCUGCUCAAUAACAUCCGCUGCUUCAGAGUUGACCCCUCACCCUCUGCUCCACGUGUGAGUGAGAGCCACGGGGCCCCUGCAGUGUGGAGCCACGGCUACACUGAGGCCUCUGGAGUCAAAAACAAGCUAUGUGUGGCUGCUCUGGCCCUGGACAGCUUCUGUGGGACUUGUGAAGCUCUGUAUGGAGUGUUUGAUGGAGACAGGAAUGUGGAGGUGCCUUACCUACUGCAGUGCACCAUGGGAGAUGUACUAGCAGAGGAGCUCCACCGUUGCCAGAGGCAGGAAGACUACAUGAUUAACACUUUCCUUACCAUGCAAAGGAAGUUGGGCACAGCAGGCCAGAGGAUGGGCGGCUCAGCAGCUCUGUGUCACAUCAGACAUGACCCGGUGGCUCCUGGUGAGCACAGCGGCUGCUUCACUCUGAAGGCUGCCAACGUGGGCAGGUGCCAGGCUGUCCUGUGCCGAGACGGCAAAGCUAUGCAACUCUCGACCAUCCAUACUGUGAAAGAGGAGUUGGAGUACCAGAGGGUCCGGCAGCGUAAUGCCAUCAUCACAGAGGACAACAAGGUCAGUGGUGUAACCGACUCUACCAGAAUCAUGGGUUACUCCUUCCUGUUCCCCUCUGUGACCCCCCGACCUGAAGUUUCCACCGUGACACUCACCCCGCAGGAUGAGUUCUUUCUCCUGGGCAGCCGGGGACUGUGGGACAUGUUGUCUCCCAGUGAGGCGGUGGAGGCUGUCAGGAACGUGCCAGACGUUCUCGCUGCUGCUAAGAAGCUGGUGACGCUGGCUCAGAGCUAUGGCUGCUCUGACAGCCUCAGCGCUGUCGUCGUCCAGCUCAGUAUUACUGAAGAUUGCUGCUGUUUUUGUGAGCCACCACCUCCACCUCCCAGCCCUGGUCUUGGCACACACACCAGCACAAACCCCUACUUGGCGAGCGCUGACGGGGGUAUACCCCUGCCACCGGCCUCCUCAGGAACAGUCAGCGAGCUGAGCAGUGAGUUCAGCACAUCUGAGAUGAGCAGCGAGGUGGGAUCCACGGCAUCCUCUGAGGAGCCGCCGUCUCAGACCGAGCCCCUGACGUCCCACUCGAACCUGCCAGGACGAGCCAGCUUACGGAGACCCACCUGUGGAGUGGGGAGCUUCCAGAGACAAUUCUCUGGAGCUCUAUCUGACAACGGGCUGGACAGCGAGGAUGAGGAGCCCAUUGCCGGUGUCUUCUCUAAUGGCAGCCGUGUGGAGGUGGAGGCUGACGUCCAUUGUCUGCAACGCCACAACUGCCCGGCACCCCAAACACACACUCAUGCUCAACCAAGCACAAACCUCCCUCCUGCUGUGGCCUCACAUCAUGAGCCCUCAUCUCACACCUUCUCCUCUCUGUCUCCUUCCCCUUGCCUCAGCGGGGAAGCCCGCUCAGAGACUUUGGGCCGCAGAGCUCGAGCCAAUGGCUCUGUAGCCUGCAAUGGGAGGAGCCAGGACCUUAUAGAGGAGGCGGCCGACACCCCCGUCAGGGACUACUUCAACGCUCCCGCCCAGCCGGACCCAGACGACCAGCUCAUCAUCCCGCCAGAGCUGGAAGAGGAAGUGCGACAGAUCAUCCAGCAGCAGCAGGAGCAGAUGCAGACACACAACCAGCAAGCACAUGGCUACCAGAAGCCUGGAGACUACUUCAUCACACCCCUAUAACUCCUGCCCCCCCUUCACAGCAGCUGGGUUCUUAGCUAGGGUCUCAGUUUCAGGGAUGGAGAACUGGACCGUCAGUCUCGAUGCUCAGCGCCACAGUCUCUAAAAACCUCAGUGUCUGAACACACUUAUGCACCAGAGACAGUCUUGUUAAGGUUUUUGUUAUUGACUUUAUUUUCUACUGUUAGUUCUUGAAAUGCAGUGCAAUUUUUAUAACACUUAAUGUUGAUUAGCUCUUCACGUGAUUGAUUUUUACCAUAGCUUUAAUUUGAGGAAGCGCUUUGAAUGCUUUUAUUAGACCUUUGAGAUGAGUCCUAUGGUAAAUGGUACCAUUGUGUUUUUGUGUUGUAACUUUCUGACACUUCCUCUGUUCGUCGUCACUGAUGGGCCUUAGUGUCUCAGGAGUUACUGACCUGUUGAACUAACUCCUAGAAGUUUAAUACUUUAAAGUGACCUAGUCACUGCAGCGUACUAAUAUUCUCUGAGAGAAAAGACAAUUAUUUCUAGCGGCUGAUGUUCCAGGUUUGUGUUCUCGUGGGUUUGAAGAGUUCAGGGUGGAGCUGCGGUGGUGAGUGCACGCUGGUCAGUUACUAGUCAGUGAAUGUUCUCAGAAUAGUGUUACAGAUUAUGGCAAAUCGCACAAGAGAGCUACUUUUGCUAUAUAAUAAAUUAAAGUUUUCAGAUAAGCACAACUUGACUUUGACUUCUUGAGGAGAGGCGAAGGAUAAGUCUAUAAUGAUACAACCUAUUAUAUCC
Monopterus albus (swamp eel) is the source of this 6425-nucleotide messenger RNA. Its product is annotated as PH domain leucine-rich repeat protein phosphatase 1-like. The record is from RefSeq and is a predicted model, not a curated record. The transcript has 17 exons. Lineage: Eukaryota; Metazoa; Chordata; Actinopteri; Synbranchiformes; Synbranchidae. Bases 543 to 5672 code for a protein of 1709 amino acids. Gene Ontology annotation, molecular function: protein binding.